ACAUUUGCAAUCCGCCACAGAGUCAUCAUUCCGAGUCGUCUCUCAGUCAAAGACAAGCUCACUCCUCCAAGAUGUUCCGUUUCAUGCUCAUCGCCUCCGCCGUGUUGGCCUGCGCCUCCGCCGCCGCCACUUACAACCAGGAUGCUGGAGCCUAUGUGGUCAAGAGCGCCGCUGACAUCCAGCCCCAGGGCAACUACCAGUACAACUACGAGACUAGCAACGGCAUCGCCGCCCAGGAGUCCGGAAUCGGUGGAAACCACGCCACCGGUGGCUUCUCCUGGUACUCUCCCGAGGGUGAGCUCGUCCAGAUCUCGUAUCUGGCUGAUGAGAACGGUUACCAGCCCUCUGGAAACUGGGUUCCCACUCCCCCACCAAUCCCAGCUGCCAUCCUGAAGUCCCUGGAGUACAUCCGCACUCACCCUCAGUACGUUGAGCCUGCCCAGCGUUCCUCUGGCUUCGAUAGCCGCCGCGCUGGAUUUGUGAAGAAGUUCGCCGGUUAA
Molecule: messenger RNA, 500 nt
Organism: Drosophila bipectinata
Lineage: Eukaryota; Metazoa; Arthropoda; Insecta; Diptera; Drosophilidae
Product: pupal cuticle protein Edg-78E-like
Cellular component (GO): chitin-based extracellular matrix
Molecular function (GO): structural constituent of chitin-based larval cuticle
Source: RefSeq, a predicted model, not a curated record